GCGUGGAAAAGGAGAGAGGCAUAGAAAGGCAGAAGCCAGAGGAGGGGAACAGGAGGGAGCGAGAGAGAAAGAAAGAGAGAAGUGAGAGGUACAUCGGAAGCAGGGAGUCCACUAAGUGCUCACGGCAGCAUCUCGACGUGGAGAGAAGGGCCAGCAUGACGGAAGAGACACCCAAGAGAGAACUGUCCGGGUUCGCCAACUUCUUGGCCGGCGGGUUUGGAGGCAUGUGCCUGGUGAUUGUUGGUCACCCCCUCGACCUCCUCAAGGUUAAGCUCCAGACCGGGGGCCAGUACAAGGGGGUAGCCGACGCCGCGGCUAAGACCCUCCAGGCAGAGGGGCCGAGGGGUUUCUAUCGCGGCGUUUCCGCUCCUCUGGUGGGCGUGUCUCCUAUCUUUGCCACAUGCUUCUGGGGAUACGACAUGGGGCUCAAGCUGUGCAGAGCUGCGAAGGGGAAAGAUGCCGACGCCAAGAUGAGCUUGGGAGAAAAGAUGUUGGCUGGGGCGUUCAGCGCCCUGCCGGCGACAGCGCUCAUGGCGCCCGUCGAGCGGAUCAAGUGUCUCCUGCAGAUUCAGGGGGAGGAGGUUGCCAGAGGCGCCAAGCCGAAGUAUUUGGGCAUGGUCGAUUGCGCCAGGAAGCUGCACGCAACGGGGGGUAUCGGGAGCGUGUUCAAGGGCUGGGAGGUUACGCUCAUGCGCGACGUGCCUGGGUCGGUGGCGUACUUCGGAGUGUACGAGUUUCUGAAAGAGGCCUUCGCUGCGGAGGACGGCACGGUAUCCAGCGCGGGGAUUUUGUCCGCCGGGGGGUUCGCAGGCAUGGCGACAUGGGCAGUCGCUAUCCCGCCUGAUGUGAUCAAGUCUCGCUGGCAAACAGCGGCGGAGGGUACCUAUUCGAAUCUCGGGGAUGUCCUAAGGACCCUGCUGAGGGAGGAGGGGGCGGCGGCCCUGUACAGGGGAGUCGCCCCGGCCAUGCUAAGGGCCUUUCCCGCCAACGCUGCAUGUUUCUUCGGGGUGGACCUCGCCAAGUCCAUCUUGGGCUCGGCGGGCCUGUAGCAGACUUUUUUCGAUUUGUCGUCUCGGUUUGUUGCACUUUGUACCAAUUCGUGCGGAGAAAUACCUGCCAUUGGGACAAUCACAUUGGUAUCCGAAUGGUUUUUAUAUUUCCUUUCCGAAGAGAGUGGCAAGGGAUUUUUUUCUGCCCUAGGUGAAAAUGAAAGACGGCCCCCCUUUUUUUCUUUUUCUCUCUUUUGGGGAAAAAAUAACGCAUCCUCCGUUUUCCCCGCAAGACAAGGUAGCCACGUGUGCUUAUUUCGCCGUGCGCAGAGUAGAUUAGAAUGGGAAUAUCAAUAUUUGGUUUGUUUCGCACAUGGUUUCUUCGUCCUUGUUGGUGCCACGAUCCCCCCCGUUGUUCGCUAAGUCGCCUACAUUAACCGCUAUUGUAGUGUACAGCGGGGGGGGGAGGGUGAUAGCUUCCGUGUUUGAACUUUACUUUGUGCAUGUGGAGGGGAAGCGAACUACAACUCUUGACACUUUCUGGUUUGUGUUCAUGCGUUGCGCGUUAUUAUUGGACGGGGUGGAAGUCCACCGAUAGGGGAAUAGUCCAGAAAAUAUUGGUCCGGACUCCAAGCAAAGGUAGAUAGCAUCUUGCGGACGCACGGGUUUCAGGUUUGUGAGCCACAAUAGCGCGCACCUCACACCUGUAGAAGGUGGUAUGAUAUCAUACGUGUAUGACAAGAUACGUUUAUCAGUACAAGGUACCAAUAUUGCACCAUGCCCCAACCAUGGUAAAGUGUUGUCCCGCAUCCCGUAUUAUGGUUUCCAUUUCCGUGCGUGCGUGCGUGCGGGUGGUUUUCUUUGUGUUGGUUCCGUCGUUAUUUGUGUCAUGUUGGAAGUGAUGGGUGUAUAUGCUGGCGUUUGGUUUUAACGCCUUUCCUAUUUUAUUUCCUCCCCUGUUUUGGCAGUCUAGAGUGUAAACUAGCAGUGUUUAUGCUAAUAAGUAGGUUUGGGAUAUCGAGAUGCUGUAUCGAGUGUCAGGGAGGUAUUAAGAGAGGGAGAGAUUGGCUCUACUGUGUGCAUGGUACGCGUGCGUAUGAAAAGCGAUAUGUAUUUCAGGAAGGAAGUUCUCGGACAUCGAAUAUCUGGGAGGUAAUAACACGAGAGGAAGCACGUGUCAUUACUGCAGUGCGCCCGCAUAGGAAUAUGAAGAAAUUGAAGCUCGAUGUACCGGGGUGUGAAUCGAGACAGACGCACUGCUUGCUAUCUCCUCUACCGUGCGACGACAGCGGCAUGUAAUAACUUGUAACCGUCAAUGAU
Messenger RNA from Ectocarpus siliculosus, 2309 nucleotides. Lineage: Eukaryota; Phaeophyceae; Ectocarpales; Ectocarpaceae. The record is from the annotation of a GenBank genome assembly.